AUGGUUCAGCAUGCGGCUCCUUCUCCCGCUGCGGCCCCUCAUCUUCCUCACGACUUCCCAGACAUUCCCGAGCCUCAUGUCGCUCCAGGAGUGAUGACUGUUGCACAGCUGGUGCAACAGCCAGGUCGUGACCAUCUCCCUUAUCUCACUCUGUAUCCUAGGGAAGCAGAAGUCCCAAAGUGGAUCAACAUGACCACUUGGGAGGAGUUGUGUGUCCAUUGGGACAAGGACUCGACGAAGCAGGUCUCUAACACCAACUCCGCCAACCGCAAGAGCGAUCGUGGCGGGAAGGGCAUGUACAAGCACAAUUUGGGUGCUCAGUCUAUUCCCACUCUCGCAGACAAGAUGGCGCAAGAAAAUGAAGGUGAGCCCGUGGGUGAUUUCCCUUUGUACAAGAGGAUCCACACCAACAAGACCACGGGCCAGAUUGAUGACGGUCUUGCGCAGGAGGUUGUCUCCCUGGUGGACAGUAUGACACAAGACGAGGAGGCCCGUCUCUCCCAGAUCCAGGCCGAUCUCGAUCUUGACGCCACAUCUACUGAGUCCACUGCCCUCUCUCAAGUCCGAAUCAACGAGCUUCUUGAAUCGGCGAUUCCAAAGAAGAAGGGACGUUUGGUCGGUUUGGGUCGUCGAUCCAAAUCGGUUCCUCCUACGUCUCAGGUGCCAGUUGAUCCUACUCUGAUGGAUCAACUGAAGGAUAAGGAUGAACGCAUCCGUCAGUUGGAGGAGAAGAUGGCGGCUCAAGAGAGAGCUAGAGAGGCAGACAGGAGGCGGAGUGAGAAGAUGAUGGCGGCCUUCAUGAGGCAAUUCCCGGACCAGAACUUCGACGUCGACGAGGACGAGUAG
Molecule: messenger RNA, 846 nt
Organism: Raphanus sativus (radish)
Lineage: Eukaryota; Viridiplantae; Streptophyta; Magnoliopsida; Brassicales; Brassicaceae
Exons: 4
Coding region: 1-846 (281 amino acids)
Source: RefSeq, a predicted model, not a curated record